UGAGGGAAGGAUGCAGUCGGGGAAUCUCUGGAGAGUUCUGGGACUCUGCCUCUUAUCAGUUGGCGCUUGGGCAGAAGAAGAUUUUGAAGAAACCGAUGAAGUUACACAAAUACAAACACUGAAAUCAUAUAAAGUCUCCAUCUCUGGAAACAGUGUAGAGCUUACAUGCCCUGAGGAUACUGUAUCUGAGGAAAUAUCUUGGAAAAAAGAUGGUGAAAAAAGGCCCCAUCAUUAUAACAACCCACUGUUACUGGAGGAUUUUUCAGAAAUAGAGGACAGCGGUUAUUAUACCUGCUCAGAGAGCGAGAAUCAUAAGCUCUACCUGAAAGCAAGAGUGUGUGAGAACUGCGUGGAGGCGGAUCUGAGGGUGGUGGCCGCAAUCAUCGUGGUGGACAUUGGCGUCACUUUGGGCUUGCUGCUGCUGGUGUAUCACUGGAGCAAGAACAGAAAGGCCAAGGCCGUGCCUGUGACGAGAGGAGCGGGGGCUGGCAGCAGGCCCAGGGGACAAAACAGGGAGAGGCCACCACCUGUACCCAACCCAGACUAUGAGCCCAUCCGGAAAGGCCAGCGGGACCUGUAUGCUGGCCUAAAUCAGAGAGGCAUCUGACAGCUCCUGAAGACACUGUCUCCCACUGACGCAGGUCUGGCUCCUCUCCAGGCCUGCUACUCCCUGCUCCCUGGGCAAAUCUUGGACCCCACAGGAGAACUGUUCCUCGGCCUUGUGGGGAACUCACACCCUCAGCCUUGUCCCCAGCGGCCUCCUUCCUCCCUUCUCUGCUGGCCCCCAUCCAAGGAUAUUGCUGCCUCAUUAUCCUUUGAAACAUCAUCACUACUCACCCCUCACACCUGGCCUGCCCUCUUAUCAGCAUAUUUAUUUCUGUUCUUCACACACCCCCAUUCCUUCCUGCCCUGAUGGCUGUUACUUCUCCCUUUGGCUCCCUCCUUCUCCUGCAUAGAAGUUGCCCCAUCCCUAACUAGUCCGUCUACAUUCCCCUGUUUCUAACUCUCUCUUUGGCGACCCUCUGUGGGAACGGACUGGGUAAAUGCUGGCAGAGGUCCUGCCCUGUUCACAGACCCUGACCCAGAGCUAGUCCUGUGCCCCUUCCCUCCCUGUCUCCACAGCAGGCCCCUAGAUGGUCAUUUGCAGCUCCAUGAAUGUGCUAGGCUCCUUUUCAGCUGAGAGAGGAAAGAAAUAAAGUGUA
Molecule: messenger RNA, 1202 nt
Organism: Physeter macrocephalus (sperm whale)
Lineage: Eukaryota; Metazoa; Chordata; Mammalia; Artiodactyla; Physeteridae
Gene: CD3E
Product: CD3 epsilon subunit of T-cell receptor complex
Exons: 8
Coding region: 11-607 (198 amino acids)
Biological process (GO): cell surface receptor signaling pathway; positive thymic T cell selection
Cellular component (GO): alpha-beta T cell receptor complex; membrane; external side of plasma membrane
Molecular function (GO): transmembrane signaling receptor activity
Source: RefSeq, a predicted model, not a curated record